This is a messenger RNA of Zea mays, 907 nucleotides long. RefSeq names its product binding partner of ACD11 1. The transcript is spliced from 5 exons. Bases 32 to 676 code for a protein of 214 amino acids. The record is from RefSeq and is a predicted model, not a curated record. Lineage: Eukaryota; Viridiplantae; Streptophyta; Magnoliopsida; Poales; Poaceae.
AAUAAACACUGAUUGCAUUUUUCUUCAUUUCAUGCUACCAUUGUCUUUCCAGGGAGCAACAAUUGUGGACCAAAUUAUGAACAUAACCCCUGCUGAAGAUUACAUCUACAUCCCUGUUACUGAACAACAACUUAUGGUCCAUGAGGUGACAAGUAGAAGUUCAACUUCUACUGCAGAAUUGGAGUACUCCUCAGAGGCCAAUGUCAGUCCCAAUAGCCGUGUCUAUGUGAGCAAGGCCCAUGAUGUCAUGACAAAUGUGAUUGCAAAGGGUUCAGCAAUGAGACAAGACGCAGUGAACAAGGCUAAAGCAUUUGAUGAGAAGCAUCAAUUUAGGGCUAAUGCAUCAGCGAGGAUCAAUUCCUUCGAUAAACGUGUUGGCCUUUCGGAGAAGAUAAACAAUGGGAUAUCCAUUGUCAAUGAAAGGGUGAAAUCAGUAGACCAAAUAUUGCAUGUUUCUCAUAAAACAAUGGCUGCAUUGCUGGCUGCAGAGCGCAAGCUAAAUGAUACAGGCUCUGCUGUGAAAACCAACAGGUAUGUGUCUGCUGGAACAAGCUCGCUGAAUGGUGCUUUUAGCAAGGUCGCCAAGGCUGGUCAUGUUGCUGGCUCAAGAACCAGAGAAAAGUUCCAGUUGGCUAUGUCAAAUCUAACAGCCAAAGGCCCUGCUGUUGUUGCCUGAGGGGGAUGCUGGUUAAGGAAGCUCUCUUUCUGAGGAAAAUCUAUUGGAAGUCCCUGUGCAAAAGCAUUUCCUUUGAUUGUGUGGACAGUGUGGAAAAUAACUGUGUUUCAGUGUUAUCUUGUCCGCCUUUCCUUAGUUGCAGGCUAUUCGGUGAUUCUUUUGAGGUUUGGUGUAUAGAUGCGUUCAGUUUUUGGUAUUUUAGAACCCCAUUCUUUUAGUGUUGAAGUUAAA